GGAAGUCGCCUGCCAAUCAACGUUUGCUUUCUCCCCGCCACACACUUACAGCCCAGCCCCCAGCAUCCCUUGCGCACACACAGCGCUGCCCCAUCCAAGGCUCAGACUGGCAGCGGCGCUCAGCCUGGUGAAAGGCAAAGUCGCUGCGAUCUAGAAGGAGAGGGACUGGCUGCUGCAUGUGCUGUAGCCUCUUGUCAUGCACAGAAUAUCGCAGAAAGCGCCGGCAGCAGGAGGAGAGCAGAGAACAGCCCUGGCAGCCCGAGCAAGGCGUGUUACUUACUGGUAAGGAGGGCACAGGGCACCCACCAUCACCUGCCCAAAUCUCCAGCCGCUAAACUGAUCCUCCUGGCUCCUGCAAGUCAGCUGGGAGGGGAGGCACAGCAACUGUCAGUUCUGCCAUGGCCACUCACCGGGUACAGUUCUUCAGCCUGUCACCUGGGAUCCAGAGAAGAGGCAGCCUCACACUGGCAACAGAAGAACCGUGAGGCCUGUGGAAAACCCAGUGCAGUAGUGAUGGGACCCAGAUAUUAUUUAUUCAUUAUCAUCUGUGGAAUAUUAAUGCAAACUUGUAAUUCUGCACCAGUUAAGAAGAUAAGAAAUCUCAACUUGUUGCACCACCACCUGACUGUGAAGCCAAAUACCCGGAGUCUUGUGCCCUGUAAAUUUCUUCCAGUCCUUCCAAUAGAUGCAACAAAAAUGACACUUGAAUGGGGUAAAAUCUCGAAGGAUUCUGGACAAUACACCCCUCUUAUCAUACUGAACAGCGAUGGAGUCAAAACUUUCCCAGAGACAAGCAGGAAAUAUGAUCUUUUUGUACCGCUUGUAAGCAAAGGAAACUGCACCUUAAUUAUCAGCCCCACUGAUGCUACAGACAGCGGAGUGUAUGAAGUGCUGAUCACACUAGAUGGGCAGUUGUAUGAAUCCCUUUCCAGAACCAGAAUUACCGUUUCAGAUCGAAAACAAACUUCCGGUAAGACACGAAGAUCAAAGUCCCGUGCAAAUGUAAUUCCAACAGAAAGUACUACAGCAAAUGCAAUGAUCGAUACAGCACCAACCCCGGUCACAAACAGCACGGAAUUUUUUGCAUUGCUACUGGAGAAACACGGGAGGGCGACAAUUAUCGGGGUGAUGGUACUGCUAUCAAUCCUCAUAAUACCCGCCCUGAUGGCACUGGUUGUAUGUUGUCGGUUUUGCUGUGCGGAAGACCCUGAUGAGGAUGAAGAAACCCCAAAAGAGAAUAACCAAAGAGCAGCUCAAGGGGAGGCUAGUGUCCAUUAUGAGAAUGAGACCCCAGCUCAUGUAAAUGUGACCUCUAGCGAGAAGAAAGAGGAAAAUAAAUCUGCUCCAGAUGAAAGCAGUAGUGAGGAAGAGUCUCAAAAUACAGAAACACCAAUAACAUCUAGUGAGACAGAAGAAAGUGCCUGAUUGUGCCGAAUGUGCAGCAAAGUCUUAAGUUGGAGCGUAAAAUAAAGUAAAAAGAAGAAAAACUGAUUUUAUGAAAAUAGUGUGCAAGAAAAAAGAGAUCUUUACAGUCCCUGCAUAAUAAUCAGUGAAAAAAAAAUUAUAUUUCCUAUGUUGAAGCUGAUAUAUUUUUAGAAUAAAUAAAGUUAACAUAUGCAGAAAAGAUUUUUGGAAUAUGGUUGUUUUAUUUCAGCUUUUAUUAUUGGUGGUAAAUGUGGAGUAUUGGGGGAGUCUUGAUGGAUGUGUGUGACCCGUCUAUCCUAAACAG
This is a messenger RNA of Xenopus laevis (African clawed frog), 1729 nucleotides long. RefSeq lists its product as uncharacterized. The coding region runs from base 514 to 1425 and encodes 303 amino acids. The record is from RefSeq and is a predicted model, not a curated record. The transcript has 6 exons. Lineage: Eukaryota; Metazoa; Chordata; Amphibia; Anura; Pipidae.